Molecule: messenger RNA, 891 nt
Organism: Mustela lutreola (European mink)
Lineage: Eukaryota; Metazoa; Chordata; Mammalia; Carnivora; Mustelidae
Gene: ATP6V1G3
Product: ATPase H+ transporting V1 subunit G3
Exons: 5
Coding region: 495-851 (118 amino acids)
Biological process (GO): proton transmembrane transport
Cellular component (GO): vacuolar proton-transporting V-type ATPase complex
Molecular function (GO): proton-transporting ATPase activity, rotational mechanism
Source: RefSeq, a predicted model, not a curated record
GUCUCAGAAAUUCAACCACUGUAGUAAGUGAAGCUGUGAAAGGCAGGAGAAAUUAUUCAAAAAGAGUGUGCAGAAGCAGAUGAGAAAAAUAAGUACAGAAUCUCGGGGAACUAUCUGAGCUUGAUGAGUGAGAGAGAGAGAAGGAACCAGAUAAGAAAACUGAGAAGUAAUGCAGAGGUAAAGCAGAAACCAGGAACUGGCAGGGUCACAGAAGACAGAAGAGGAAAUAUUUUUAAGAAAAAAAAAUAUCACAUACUUCAGCCAUGUGGAAGAAGCUCAACUAUAAGAAAGAUCGACUGGAUCUGACAAGAAUAUGGCAGAAUGGCAGAGGUGAGAGAAGACUCAUGAGGUGAGGGAAGACUCAAUCCCCAUGACUGACUGAUACUGCCUUUGGAAGAUGAGUUUCUCUCUGUGCAUCAAGCUGACAAGGCAUUUGGGGUGGCGCACUGAAAAGGAAGAUUUCACAGAAGCCACCGAACUUGAAGCAGGCUGCCAUGACCAGCCAGUCGCAGGGGAUCCACCAGCUCCUUCAGGCAGAAAAAAGAGCCAAGGACAAGCUAGAGGAAGCCAAGAAGAGAAAAGAGAAGCGACUGAAGCAAGCUAAAGAAGAAGCUAUGGCAGAAAUUGACCAGUACAGAAUGCAGAGAGAUAAGGAGUUCAGACUGAAGCAAUCUAAGAUAAUGGGCUCUCAAAGUAAUCUCUCAGAAGAAGUAGAAGAACAAACACAAGGGAAGAUAAAAGAACUGAAUGGAAGCUACAACAAAUACAUGGAAAGUGUGUUGAAGCAGCUUUUGAACGCUGUUUGUGAUGUGAAGCCAGAAAUCCAUGUAAACUACAGAGCCACCAACUAAAUGGGCACCCCACUGUUCAAUAAAAGCUAUAUGCAUGCCA